Heterocephalus glaber (naked mole-rat) is the source of this 1295-nucleotide messenger RNA. NCBI's taxonomy places the organism in Eukaryota, Metazoa, Chordata, Mammalia, Rodentia, Bathyergidae. The record is from RefSeq and is a predicted model, not a curated record.
CCUGAAAAUCCUCACUGCAGUGGUAGAGGGAGAUCAAGAACACAGUCUAGGGCUGGAGGAUCAAAAGCCAAGAGCAGAUAAAGUUGACACCAUCUGGGCCUCACCAUUCUCCAUCCUGAAGAAAACAGACAUCUGGUCCCAAGCCCACAAAGAAGGAGCUGAACUGCAAGGACAAGAGCAUCAUGAACCAGAUGAGGAAACUGAAGCUUCUGAAUAGGUCAAACUCAAAAAGCUUUUUGCAGGAUCUCCUAAAACCUCAGACAAUGGAGAAGAAAACGCUAAUAACUGUGCAAACCACAAACCUUUCUGCUAGGGAGUUUGUGGUUUAUCGACAGGGCCUGUCUGUCCUGCAUCUCCUCAUCCCCCAGCUUCAUGCUCCAGAAAUCACUCUGCAGAUUGUUUCUCAUCUUCCUGCCAUGGAAGCCUCCGGCAAUGCCUUCCAAGGUUCCUUCUUCUAUCAGAGUCCUGAAAAUACAUUGUAUGUUGGUAGAGAGUGUUUGGAAUCUGUGGGAAGCUUUGUUCGGCUGUUGAUCCACUGCCUGGCCCACAUUGCUGCUGGAGAUCUCCACCAGGACUCCAACCCCACCUUUCUGAGAUCAUUUUAUGAGGGGCUGAAGGCCUAUUUCAGAGAAGCAUUCUCUACCACAUUGCAAAUGUCAGCAGUUGCCUGGGAUAGUAAGCUUGACCAAAGCAUAAGUGCUAUUCUCCUGGAAGAGCAGCCCAUUUCUGAAAGAGAGAAAGAUAUUCUCUCUAAACUCAUUGAAAGGAAGCAUGGGUGUCAUUUAGAGCCAAGGUCAUCAGAAGAGUACAUUGAGAAAAACAAAGAUCUUCUCUUUUUCACCAAUAUGGAACAUUUCCUGAAAAGCAUCCUUGCAUCAGAGCAACAAAUUCUAGGAAUAUCAAGAGAUCAAUUUGGGGGUGAAGAUAAGAUCUAGAAACAAAAUGGUGAUCUCACCUUAGCCUGCAUGAUUAAGAGGCUAAAUGUAUCAAUACAUGGGAAGAAGCUAAAAUGAAUUCUUGAAAAUGUUUAUUAUUCAUAAAUAAAUGACAUAAAUCUAUUUUAUAGUCUUGGGUAUAUAUGUAAUAGGAGCUAAUGUUUGCAAGAGAAGAUAAGGAACCUGCCAAUAGUUUCACUGUGACUAGAGGAGACUAUUAGACCUCAUAUUUCAUUAAAAUACUUAUUAAAGCUAUUGACUCACCUCUUUCAGAAAAUAUAAAAUUUGUGUAAAUAAUCAUCCUAGCUUAUCUAAAACUAUUACUGAAUCAGAUGAAGUAGAUAUUGGAUACAUUUGCAC